Vespa velutina is the source of this 1453-nucleotide messenger RNA. RefSeq names its product larval cuticle protein 65Ag1-like. NCBI's taxonomy places the organism in Eukaryota, Metazoa, Arthropoda, Insecta, Hymenoptera, Vespidae. The record is from RefSeq and is a predicted model, not a curated record. Gene Ontology annotation, cellular component: chitin-based extracellular matrix. Gene Ontology annotation, molecular function: structural constituent of chitin-based larval cuticle. The coding region runs from base 315 to 629 and encodes 104 amino acids. The transcript has 2 exons.
UCUUUUUUAGAUUCUUUUCUUCUCCUUCUUUUUUCAUAGUCAAUUAUAUGUAGGUAUGUAUAUUAUUUUCAACACAUGGUCACGUUGGUACCAUCACCGGGAUGGGCCAAUGCCAUUUGUCAAGAAGAUUUCGACACUCUACCAGAAUUUCAGCAGCGAAAUCUUCCUUAAUGGUAGGGGAUUUAAUAAUGAAACGAAAUCCGUCUAUAUAAUAAACCGGUAUCCUCUUUUGAAUCAGUAAAGUGAUCCAACUCGUCUCGAAUCAAAUUUCUUCUUUACACUUUCAAAUUCUUUCAAAAAAGAACUCAUCAAAGAUGAAACUGAUCAUUACUUUCCUCAACGUUUUGGCUGUCACUCUCGCUUUUCCUCAGCAAGAAGUGGUGAUCGUGAAGGAGACACCAUCGGACAAUAUCGGUGUUGGUGGUUACAACUAUGGUUAUGAACUUUCAAAUGGUCAACAUCAUGAAGAAUCAGCCCAAUUAACGAAUGUUGGCACUGAAAAUGAAGCUCUUGCUGUUAGGGGUAGCUUCGGUUGGGUUGACCCAGUUACCAAUCAACGAUAUACCAUCAAUUACAUUGCCGAUGAGAAUGGUUUCCAUCCGCAGGGUGAACACCUUCCAUCGGUCUGAUUUUUCUUUUUAUUAUAAAUUAACAAAAUAUUUAAAUAAAAUUAUUUUAUAACAAAAUCAAAUGCACACACCUCAUUUUCAUUCUCUUCUUCGUUAUGUCAUAUAUUCUUCGUAAUAACUAAGGUUACUUUCUAAAUAGUAAAUCACUGUCGUAUGAUUUACGAUCGAAGAAAAUUAUGCUUUUGAUUCGAAGGAUUAUAGUCGACCGUGUUGUAUAGGAUGACACAUGUAACGUUCGUACUACUUAAAAGAACUAUCCUCCAACUGCUAAGCUAAGAAUGGUAUUUAAAUGUUAAUUGGUACAUCUUAUUAUUAUCAAUAUGUAUACAUUGAAAUUGACGAAAGUACUCGUAAAAUAUUUGAUGUAUAUUUGUACUUUAAAAAAAAAAAAAAAAAAAAAAAAAAAAAAAAAUGAAGAAACGUAAAAAAGAUUUUUUAAAAGGCAUGAAUAAACUCGUACGGAACAGGAGUUAUAUUGAUCGAUAUUUUCUACGAUGUACGUCAUGUGUUGACAAGUAUGAUAAAUUAUAAAGUAUGAAACUUACGAAAUGUGAUAUUUCUUUAUAAAUAUUAUAUACUUCUCAUUUUCACCUCUCUCUUUCUCUCUUAUAAUGCUCUUUACGUAACAAUCCACAUCUCAUGUUCAACAUAAUUUAUUCCUAUGUACGAUGUACAAUGUCAGCCGAUGAGUACAUAUUUUCAUUAAUUGGUACCUUUAAUAAUUAAUGUUCUUUCGUAAUAACGCUAGAACACAAAUGAUGACUAACAUUCGCUUUCUUACAACAAACGAUUGCGUUCGUACUUGAAGACGAGCCUCGAUCUAU